Trichoderma virens Gv29-8 is the source of this 1337-nucleotide messenger RNA. RefSeq lists its product as uncharacterized. Gene Ontology annotation, molecular function: phosphatase activity. The record is from RefSeq and is a predicted model, not a curated record. NCBI's taxonomy places the organism in Eukaryota, Fungi, Ascomycota, Sordariomycetes, Hypocreales, Hypocreaceae. The transcript is spliced from 2 exons. Bases 132 to 971 code for a protein of 279 amino acids.
GAGCAUCUUUCGAUCUCUCAGCCUCGCUCAACAAACCUCUUUCACCUACACCUACCUCGUGUCUAAUCACCCUCACCCUCAUUUUUAAACCCUUUGGAACUCCAAGAUCCAGCUUCUGCCCCUCUCUGAAAAUGGCGCCUCGAACUGACUUCCCCCCCGUGAGAGCCUGUCUCUUCGACAUGGACGGCCUCCUUCUCGACACCGAGGACAUUUACACUCUCUGCGUCAAUCUCAUCCUGGACAAGUACUCUCGCCCUUCUCUGCCCUGGUCCAUCAAGGCCCAGCUUCAGGGCCGCCCUGGUCCCUCCGCCAACAAGAUCUUCUUGGACUGGGCUCAGCUCCCCAUCUCGUCAGACGAAUUCGCAGCUGAAAACGCUGCCCUGCAUCAGAAGCUCUUCCCUGGCACCAAGCCUCUGCCUGGCGUCCCUGAGCUGCUCACCAGCCUGGUCCGCACGCAGGAGGCUGGUAUUGAGACACCCCCCGUGCACAUUGCUCUGGCCACGAGCUCGCACCUGGGCAACUUCAAGCUCAAGACGAACCAUCUCUCCGAUCUUUUCUCCGUCUUCCCUGCUAAUCGCCGCGUUGUGGGCGAUGACACCCGCCUCACGCCUGGUCGCGGAAAGCCUCUCCCAGAUAUCUUCCUCCUCGCUCUUAAGACCAUCAAUGAUUCGCUGCCCGAGGGAGAAGCUCCCAUCAAGCCUGAGGAAUGCCUCGUCUUUGAAGAUUCCGUCCCCGGCGUCGAAGCUGGCCGCCGUGCUGGCAUGCGUGUCAUCUGGUGCCCCCACCCGAUGCUGAAGAAGGAGUACGCCGGCCGCGAGGAGGAAGUCCUUGCUGGCCGAACUGGUGAGGCUGGACAGGUCGAUCUGCACCAGGUUGGUGAGUUGGGCGACGGCUGGGCUGAGUACCUUGUCAGCCUGGAGAACUUCCCGUAUGAGAAGUAUGGCAUGGUGAUUCCGCCUGUUAAAGCGUAAAGAGGGGAUCUAUAUGGAUGAUCUAUUUGGCAGCUGAGAUGCUGCAACAUCCUUUUUCCUUUUGCUUUUCUUUUUUCGAAUUUUUUCAACUUUUUAAAAUGGACAAACGAGCCGCCUUGUUCCUAGAACGAAGAUACAACUACUUUCCAAAUUAUGGCGACUGCAAGAUAUAAACCAAUGACAUGACGAGAAACAGCUUGGAGGAAACAAGUAACGAGAGAUGCCGGUGAAAUAGACUUGAAGAAAUGGGUUUCCAAUAUCCAGAUUGCGAGAUAGAAAGUUCUUCUCAAUAGCCGCUGAGCACUCAACAUAGAACACCAAAACCAUAGGGUACCUAGUACAAAUAAGAGGAUAUUCAACUCUAUU